GGAGGCCCCUGGCAGCCAAAAUGAAGCCUCUACAGGUCUCUGUGUGCUGCUUGCUCUCCCUGCUCGUCCUGGUCGCUGCAGACCUAGUGGUAGAGGCCUCCAGCCCUGAUGAGCUGCAUCUCCACGUGCCGCUCUCCUGUGACCUCUCCUGUGACUCCGUAGACGACCAUGGAGGCCAAAGCUCCUCCAACGACACCCCGGCCCCAGGCUCUGUGUGUCAGUCCUGUAACCCUCCACCAAGCCUUGCUACAUCGGCCAAAGAAGAGCCCCUAGCCUCCACAGAGAAGGUCCCCAUGGAGGAGGUAGCGAGCGAGGAGGAGGAGGAGGAGGAAGAGGAGGCUGCAUCUGAGGAGGUGAUAGCUGAGGAAGAAUCUGUGGAGUCUGCAGAGACUUCAGAGGAGGUCCAAGCAUCAGAGGAGAUAGUGGAGGAAGCUGCCUCGUCUGAGGAGGAAGCAGUGGAGGAAGCUGCCUCGUCUGAGGAGGAAAAAGUGGAGGAAGCUUCCACGUCUGAAGAAGAGGUUGUAGAGGAGGUUGAGGCAGAACCUGAAGCCGAGGAAGAAGAGGUUGUAGAGGAAGAGGAAGCAGUUGAGGAAGCUGUGGCCAUGGAGGAGGAAGUGGAGGUAGUCAAAGAGGCAGUAGAGGAAACAGUAGAAGAAGAACCUGCAGUAGAGGAACCAGUUGAGGAGGUAGCGGUUGAGGAGGCCGUAGAGGAGGCCGUAGAGGAGGCCGUAGAGGAGGCCGUAGAGGAGGCCGUAGAGGAGGCAGUAGUAGUAGUGGCUGAACCUGUGUUGGAACCCAAGCUGGUUGAACCCGAGCCAGAACCUGUAGUGGAAUCUGAAGUGGUUGAACCCGAGCCAGAGGUGGUGGUCGAGGAGGUGGCUCCAGAACCAGAGGAGGCUGUAGUAGAAGUAGAGCCAGAAACAGAGCCUGUUGUAGAGGAAGCUGCUCUGGAACCCACUCCGGAACCUGCGGAAGCAGCUCCAGAACCUGUAGAAGUAGGUGAGGUGGUUGUGGAGGCGAUGAAGGAGGAGGAGGUGGUGGAGGAGGUGGCAGCUAUUGUGGAGGAGGUACAUGUUUUUGAGGAGGAGGCGGUGGUGGAAGAGGAGGCACCUGUUGUUGUUGUUAAGGAGGAGGCGACUGUUUUUGAGGAGGCGCCUGUUGAGGAUGUGACAGUGGAGGAUGUACCAGCAAAGGCAGAAGCACCAGCAAAAGCAGUGGUGGAGGAGGCAGCCCCGGCCCCAAAGCUCAGAGACCGCUCCCACAUCGAUGAGACGCUCCAAUUGACUUCUGCCGAACCCUCGCCUGAGUUCGCAGCUGCUAUAAAGAAGCUGCAGCACAUCUACCACUCAGCCAUCAAGCCCAUGGAGAUGGCCUACAAGUACAACGAGCUCAGAGCUCACGAGGUCACAGAUGGAGAGAUCACCUCCAAGCCCAUGGUGCUGUUCCUGGGACCCUGGUCAGUAGGCAAAUCCUCCAUGAUCAACUACCUGCUGGGCGUGCACGGUACCCCACAACAACUUUACACAGGUGCUGAGCCCACUACAUCUGAGUACACAGUGGUGAUGCACGGUGACAAGUUCCGCUCGGUGGAGGGCAUCGUGAUGGCUGCCGACAGCUCCAGGUCCUUCUCUCCUCUGGAGAAGUUUGGCCAGGGGUUCCUGGAGAGGCUGGUGGGGAUUGAGAUGCCCCAUAAACUGCUGGAGAGAGUCACCCUGGUGGAUACACCUGGGAUUAUUGAGAACCGCAAGCAGCAGGAGAGAGGCUACCCCUAUAGCGAGGUGUGUCAGUGGUUCAUCGACCGUGCUGACCUCAUCUUCCUGAUGUUUGACCCCACCAAGUUGGACGUGGGUGGAGAGCUGGCGACGCUGUUCAAACAGAUGAAGGGCCGCGAGUCCCAGAUCCGCAUCAUCCUGAACAAGGCAGACAACCUGGCCUCCCAGGACCUGAUGCGUGUCUAUGGCGCCCUGUUCUGGUCCAUGGCUCCUCUCAUCAACGCCACAGAGCCUCCCCGGGUCUACGUUAGCUCUUUCUGGCCCACAGACUACGCAGCCGACACCAGCCGAGAGCUCUUCAUACGGGAGGAGAUCUCGCUCCUCGAAGACCUCAACCAGGUCAUUGAGAACCAGCUGGAGAACAAGAUAGCCUUCAUCCGCCAGCACGCCAUCCGGGUCAGAAUCCACGCCCUGCUGGUAGAUCGCUACCUCCAUACCUACCAUGAGAAGCUGGGCUGGUUCAGCGACCCCGACGAGGUGUUCAGGGACAUCGUCUCAGACCCUGACAAGUUCUACAUCUUCAAGUCCAUCUUGGCCAAGACCAAUGUGAGCAAGUUCGACCUGCCAGACAAAGAAGCCUACCAGGACUUCUUCGGCAUCAACCCUCCAUCAGGCUUUAAACAGCUGUCCUCCCUCUGUUCCUGGUCGUCAGGCUGUCUGAUUGACAAGAUAGAGAAAGCUAUCACUGUGGAGCUCCCUGCCCUCCUGAUUAGCCUGGGCAAGAAAGACAGUCCACCCCCAGCCAAGGCCGCCCCAGCCCCUCCACCCCCACUGCCUGAGGCAAAACCCAAGAACCGCUGGCGAAAGGAUUGAGGAGGAGAGAUGAAGAGAGGGAUGGAUGGAGAGAAGAGGACGGGGAGUAAAGGAGGCCGAAGCCAGAAGCUGUACUGGGGUGACUCCACUUCUGAGUUUGUCUGGACUGGACACGGGGAAGAGAGGAGAGAGGGAUGGGAUGGAGGAUGGGUGGAGGAGAGGAAAGAUGUACAGCUGGGGAGUGAAGCCACAUAAAGCAAAUGGGAACCUUACAAGCCCAUUAGAAAUAAUCCAACUGGAGAAAAACGGAAACACGUUUUUAAAUGAUUUAAAUCAGAGACUCUUAUCUUCCUAAGUGUUAUUAUUUAACUCAAAACGAAAACAGGGAAAUAUAAACAAGAGUUUGUUUUAUUUCGGUUUGUUUGCCAGAUUGUUACUAUUUUAUUUAUUAAAGUUUUUCUCUUCUUCUUCAUCCGUAGACAAGGAGGAAAAAUACCAGCAAUCAGUUACAGUAUUCAUCUAUUGUAUUCUAUUCUAUUCUAUUGUCUUUAUUGUCAGUUCUAAACUACAGCUUAUCUUCGUUGUUAGUGCAGUAUGUCAUUGCUGUGUAAGAUCGCAUUUGUACAUUGAUGCCAGUUAAAUGGGCUGUAGCCUUCUCUUCCUGUUAUAGCUUUGCCUCAAUAUGCUGCAUGUCAAAGUGUCAUUAAAGUUGUAUUUCAUCCUUGUAGCUUCAGAUACCAUUGA
Coregonus clupeaformis (lake whitefish) is the source of this 3269-nucleotide messenger RNA. Its product is annotated as sarcalumenin. The transcript is spliced from 10 exons. Gene Ontology annotation, molecular function: GTP binding. Bases 21 to 2585 code for a protein of 854 amino acids. Lineage: Eukaryota; Metazoa; Chordata; Actinopteri; Salmoniformes; Salmonidae. The record is from RefSeq and is a predicted model, not a curated record.